UAUAUGUAGCCUACUUUUUAAUUACUGAAGAAAAUAUAACUCUGAUCUAUUAGCGAUAGCAGAAUCAGCGUCUGGAAAUUAAUACUGCACAAAGAAAUCAGAGGCUUUAAUCUUGUCAAUUCCUGGAUAAUCUUGUCAACUUCAAUAAGAACACCUCUUACCCUUUUUCUUAAGAGAAAAUAUGAGAUCUUCACCAGCCAUUCCUGGAAUUGUCUUGGUAAGAAGUCAGGUAAUGCCAUGAGAACAUCAUCACUUGGCACCUCAUCCCACACCAGCUUUGUCCCUUCUGUGGAAGUCAAACCUAGCCGUUUGUCAGCUUUCAGGAGGCUUUUCAAGCCUUGGAAAUGGAAGAGAAAGAAAAGAAGUGAGAGAUUUGAGAAAACAUCUCGAGUCUUGGAGAGGAAAAUCUCGAUGCGGUCUACGAAAGAAGACCUCAUUAAGAGGGGUGUACUGAUUCCUGAUGGAGUUAUCAGUAAUCAGAAGGAUUCUGGUAAAGAUAAUCAUAGCUCUCAAGCCAAUGGUCAGGUAGCAACAGAAACAGUCAGCGGCAGUGCAGUAGUGGCUACAUCUUUUGAGACAUCCACAACCACAUCUUCUAUCACAGUUUUCAGUAGUUCAUCAGGUACUCCUACAACGAACACCCACUUAACAAGUUUGUCUUCACCUGUCAUUCCUGAUACAAGUCUUCUUGAUUUGCCAAACUUAGAACAAGUUCCCUCUAAUGAUGAAGACUUAACAUGGUCAGCUCUUCCAGAUCCUCCGAUUGGUGUUAAUGAAAUAGGACCCAUUCCUCCACCACCCAUGUUCUCUUCUCCAUCACCAUGUUUUGGAAAGAAAACCAUUGAUUCUUCUGACUCUGCAAUAGAGAAUAUUGAGGACUUACCACAGCUAGAUAGCAGUUGUGUUUUGCUCAUUCCACAACCUGAUGUUGAUAUCAGUGUUGUUCAGGAAGUUCCUGCGAAGGAACCUCAGCUGAAAGCAGUGCCCAAGAAGAGUGCUCUGAAGAAACGAUUUAACUUACUGUCAACUUUUUCACCAUCAUCUACAUGUGUAACCUUGACCACAACUUCUUCCAGUCCUUUUACAGAAUUAAUUACCACGUCAGUCUCAAUGAUGAUAAAUUCUUUAGAGUCGUCAAGUCAACGUGGAAACAAAGCUACUCCUGACUACACAGCAGUCACCUCUUCUCAUCUUCAUGAUAACAAAGAGAACAAACCCUUACCAGCCAUCACAGUCAGUAAUCAAGUAGAUUACGACAGUUCGAGUGACGAUUCUGAUGAUGGACCAAUUAACUGGAGGGAUUAUUAUGGAGAAGAUGAACGAGCCCGGUUAGCUGCUAAAAUUGCUAGGAAAGAUUCUCUAGCAUUGAAAUUAGCUCAGCGACCUAACAGACAGGAACUUAUUGACAAAAACAUCCUUCAAUUGCAGACCAAAAAAGAAAAACAGCAAAGCUGGGAUGCUGUGGGAAAUAACCUUAUACGACGACUGAGUUUAAGACCUUCUCCUGAAGAACUUGAGCAGAGGAACAUUCUAAAAUACCAAACACCUGAAGAAUUGAGAAAAGAAAAGGAACAAACAAAGAAAACAUUAAUACGAAAGUUGAGCUUCAGACCAACAAUAGAUGAAUUAAAAGAAAGAAAAAUUAUUCGCUUCAAUGAUUACAUAGAGGUAACACAGGCUCAAGACUAUGACCGUAAAGCAGACAAGCCUUGGACAAGACUAACCCCAAAAGACAAGGCUGCAAUAAGGAAAGAACUGAAUGAAUUUAAAAGCUUAGAAAUGGAAGUCCAUGAAGCCAGUCGCCAGUUCACGAGAUUUCAUCGACCUUGAGGAUCAGUCAACUAGUGUGUGCUGUAUACUUUUUUCCCCCAUUCUACGAGACAGAUAGUAAUGCAGGGUUUCUAUUAGACCUAAGCCAGCUUUGUAGUCUUUUUUUCCAAAGCCAGCUGACUCGUCCUUUUCCAAGAAGUGGUAUUUUCUUGUAACAUUGUUUAAUACAGGAUUGUUGUUCAUUAGAAAACUUCCACUUGUCUCCAAUUAUAUGUAUAUAGAGUAACAAGAAAACCCCAUUUUGUUGUGAUCAUGUUUUGGGUUAUAAAGACAAAAGUGUUUCACUGAUUAUUUUUAAUUCUUUUAAAUAAUAUUAUAAUGGAACUUUACAGUUUUUAGAAUUGAAGAUUACGUCUAAACUAUGGUCAUUUUAUAAUAAACAUAUUGUAAUAUAGUAAAGUUCUGUAUAUUGGAAAAAUGUUUGUUCUCAGCAGCUCUUACAUCAUCAUUGUUGUUAAUAUAAUCAUCUGACUGGAUUGACAUUCAAACUAAGUGGAAUGAUGAGAGUGACUGAAAAACACUCGGUAGUAUUUUAGAAGUGAAACAUUGGAGCUAGAUUUUCAUUACUGCAAAUAUCAAUCAACUUUAAAGUGCUUACUUCAUGAAAACGUAAAAGCUAAAUUUUAUGAGUUAAAAUUGUUUGGUAUUAAAUAAUAGUUAUUUUUAUUAAAGAUGGUAAAAGAAAUAAUGAAAAUACUUUUAUUAUCCUUAUCAAAUUUUGGUUUUGUAGUAACUACAUUUUUAACAUUUUUUUUCAACAAGUUAUUAAAAUUGGACACAUUUUUGAAAUACUUUGUUUGAGAUUUCUUCAAAAUAAUCCAACCAAAAGAGUUGUAACCAUUACUGAAAUUGCUUGUGAAAUAAGCAAUUUCCUUCUUGCCUGAGUACUUGAAUUUAGUGUUAAAAGUGAAUAGCUAUUUGUUUUGAUAUAAUUUAGUUGCUUAAAAAACUUAAUUGCAGUUCUUACUUGACUAGUAUUGUAAUGAAAAACACCAUGAACUAUUUAAAAUAAUUGUACAGUUUAUUACUGACUUAAUUCUUACAGUUCAUCUAAUUUACCAAAAAUAAAAAUUAUUCUACAAAACA
Messenger RNA from Limulus polyphemus (Atlantic horseshoe crab), 2916 nucleotides. RefSeq names its product phosphatase and actin regulator 2-like. Gene Ontology annotation, molecular function: actin binding. Lineage: Eukaryota; Metazoa; Arthropoda; Merostomata; Xiphosura; Limulidae. The transcript has 14 exons. Gene Ontology annotation, biological process: actin cytoskeleton organization. The coding region runs from base 238 to 1830 and encodes 530 amino acids. The record is from RefSeq and is a predicted model, not a curated record.